GUGACAGCGUACGGGCUUCCGUAGUUCAUGAUGUCCGCACGCAUGUGACGAGUUUGUGCCUUGGAAGUGUAGGCUACCCUAGUGGAGUCGAGUGUAUGAAUCUGCUGCGCACCAACAACAAAAACUCUUAAACUUAUUUUUUGGAGAAAAGGGAAGAAAUUACUACAUUGAUAGAUAGCUUAUUAGGGGUUGGAAGCUGUAUGCUCGUUUGUGCUGUACGGCUUCUGUGCGUAACUGCCCUCCGUGCGUCGGUGUCUAGCGUACGGGAUCGUCUUCUGAAGACACUGAGUGGAACAGCCGUCACUGCCCACAGAUUGAAGAGCAUGGAUGGUCUCACAGCCGCUACAGACUCCCAAGUAACCACCGCCAACGGCGGAUCAGAUCCCAAAAGCCAAGAAGUCACGCCCGCAACAGCAGCGCUGGAUGGUACGGUCAAAGAUGCUGUCCCUUCACCAGGUGAACCCAACCAAGGCACGCCCACUGAAGCAGGACUGUUGCCUGGAGAGACCGUGGUGAAAGAGGGCAAAGCAGCCAUCUUGUUUCCCAGUGCCAACGAGGUUUUCUAUAACCCUGUGCAGGAGUUCAACAGAGACCUGACGUGUGCGGUGAUAACAGAGUUUACGCGGGAGCAGCUGGCUCAGCGGGGGGUGCGGGUCCUGGUGCCCGGGGAGAAGGAACGCGUGGUCGUCAGCCUGUCUGAGGAGGGCCAGGGGAUGGAGCGGCAGCAGGAAGAGGAGAAGGAAAUGGAGGAGGAGAAGAUGGAAGAGCAGGGAGGACAGCAGCUGGAGACUGCUGUUGCGGGGGAGCGCUGUGAGGCGUGAGGCAUGCGUGUGCUUGAGGGUCACUGGACCAGCAUGUCCGGCAUGUUUCGCUCGUCUCGCUUGCCGUAGCCUGGGAGGUGUGCUCCGGGCUCUGUCUGGAGGUCACCGCCACGACCUGCGCUUCGUGCCGGCCCGCGCGCGCCGCCAACCAUUCGCCGCCGCCACGCGCAGCACAACGGCGUCUCGCACCUGCUGCAGGCCAGCCAGCGGGACGCCAGCAUGCUGAUGUACGAAGCCCGCGGACGCAAGGACCGCUAUGAUGUCAUCGACCUGGAUCCGUACGGCAGCCCCGCCCCCUUCCUUGAUGCUGCUGUGCAGGCCGUCAGUGAGGGAGGCCUGCUGUGUGUGACCUGCACGGACAUGGCGGUUAUGGCGGGGAACAGCGGCGAGACCUGCUACAGUAAAUACGGCUCCGUGUCCAUCAAGGCCAAGUACUGCCAUGAGAUGGCGCUGCGUAUCAUCCUGCACAGUCUGGACCAGAGGGCGGGGGUGUACCAGCGUUACAUCGAGCCCCUCCUCAGCGUCAGCGCCGACUUCUACAUCCGCGUCUUCGCCAGGGUGUUCUCGGGCCAGGCCAAGGUUAAGAACUCGGCCAGUAAGCAGGCCCUGCUGUAUAACUGUGUGGGCUGUGGCUCCUUCCACCUGCAGAGAAUGGGCAAGCGCGUCAGCCAGGGAAAACACAUGAAGUACUCUGCAGCCACGGGACCCCCCGUUGGCCCUGAGUGUGAACACUGCGGCCACAGGCAUCAGUUAGGUGGUCCAAUUUGGGCAGAGCCCCUCCACAAUACCCAGUUUGUGCAGAAGGUCCUGUCGGCGGUGUCGGGGAACCCGUCUCGGUUUGGGACGUCCCGGCGGAUUGAGGGAAUGCUCAGCAUGAUCACGGAGGAGCUGGAAGAUGUGCCUCUUUACUACACCCUGGACAACCUGAGCAGCACCAUGCACUGCAAUACCCCCCCACUGCUGCAGUUCAGGUCUGCUCUGCUCCACGCUGGCUUCAGAGUGUCCCUCUCCCACGCCUGCAAGAACGCCCUCAAGACCGACGCCCCGCCCGCGGUGCUCUGGGACAUCAUGCGCUGCUGGGAGAAGUGCAACCCCGUGAAGAGAGAGAGACUGUCAGAGACCAGCCCGGCGUUCCGCAUCCUGUCCGCUGAGCCCACGCUGCAGGCAUGUUUCGAUGUGCGGGAGGACGCCAACCCCCAGUCCCGCCGCCGCCACCUCACGCGCUACCAGGAGAACCCGCAGGCCAACUGGGGGCCCAAAGCCCGCGCCAAGGCAAGCGGGGGGAUUUCCUCAACACUGGAGGACAAGAGGAAACAGUUCCAGAAUAAGAGGAAGGCUCCGGUCACUGACGCCUCCCAACUCAAGAACUUCCCCUGCAAAAAGUUCAGAAAGGGUACAUGUAACCGCGGCGACGAGUGCUGCUAUUCUCACGAACCUCAGCCGGGGUCGGGCGAAGGACAGAAGAUGGAGUGACGUGACGCAGUUCUCUCUCUCGCUGCCUCCACCCAUCCCUCCUUCUCCCAGUCAUCUUCCGCGCGCGAUCCUCCCCCCCGCCCCUGCGUCCUCAGGGCAGGGCGAUCGCCUCAAAAAUGAUUACGAGCAACUGAAGAAUGCACCCCAAAUCCCCGCCCCCCACGUGCGAGCACACGUCUAUCACCUGGAGAGCAAAUUCAGCGGGCAUGCCAGCCCAAACAGAGGAUGGGCACAUCUGAGCUUGAAGCAGGGCUGUGCGAAUGCGAGCGUCCCAUUGGUUGAGCUGAGCUUUACGCAGACUCUAGGGCGGGAAGACUGGGGGGUCUGGACCCUGGACGUGGCGAACGGGGGGGGGGGGCAGAUGGGUGUGGAAUUAAAAGCUGGAACCCUGGGGGCUCUUUGCAGUCGGUUAACCUUUAUUUUACCAGGCAGGUCAAUUAAGAACAAACGAUUAUUUACAGUGGAAGGCCUGGCAAGAGGUGGAGGGUGGAGGGGUAAAAUUAGACAAAGUGUGUACAGGUCAUUCAGCAAGAGGAGCUGGAGCUAGUCAGUAUUUUAAUCAUUUUUGUUGUUUUCUUUGCAUUUUUUUGGGCCAAUAAAAUGCCUGUUAUACGCUG
Molecule: messenger RNA, 2911 nt
Organism: Anguilla rostrata (American eel)
Lineage: Eukaryota; Metazoa; Chordata; Actinopteri; Anguilliformes; Anguillidae
Gene: trmt1
Product: tRNA methyltransferase 1
Exons: 16
Biological process (GO): tRNA N2-guanine methylation
Cellular component (GO): nucleus
Molecular function (GO): tRNA (guanine(10)-N2)-methyltransferase activity; RNA binding; metal ion binding
Source: RefSeq, a predicted model, not a curated record